GUUAAUUGUUUAUAUUACCGCCAGUGGUGGGUUGGUGUGUUGCAGGCCGCAGCAGAGUAUUUUACGCACGCAGAUAAUCUGCAGUCAAUUCAGAUCAUUCAGAGAGGAAUUGGAUUACUUAGACAGCUUGUCUGUCUUUUCCCUGAAAUUGUUUGUAGAGUCUUCCUUUGAUGGCCUAUUGCGGUUUUGUUCUUGCAUGUUGAAUCCUCUUUAAUGAAUUAAUACUUUCGUGGGUAAUUCGUAAAUGAUGAAUUUGCUGUGUCGCGUUUUUUUAUUCUUAGCGUGUUUUAUACUAGUACUUGCGGAGGUAUCUACCAAAGCAAAACAAAUUCAAACGUCCAACGAUGUGUUUCCCCAGAGAUUAUCUUCGCUUCGUGACCAAAAGUUUUCUGUAAAAGUGAAUGAAACAAAUUACUCUGUUGUAAUUGCUGCACAAAACAAUUCAGGAAUUAGUGUUGUUACUCAAGAAGAAAAAAAUAUUAACCAUACUUUAGGUCGCAAUAAUGAAACUACUUGGAUGCAGUCAGAUUCCUGGAUAAUGGUAAAGUAUGGUAGUGGUGAUAUGUAUAAUAUCUCAAAAAGCAAUGGAACUUGGAGUACCAAUAUUUUAAUACUUUGUAAUGUGGACAUUCACCAGCCUGAAUUGAAGUUUGUGGGUGAAAACCAUCAAGGAAAUUAUUUUUACAUGUUUGAAUUAGUUACGUGUGCUGUUUGCCCCCAUGAAGGAUUACAUGAUGAAGGACUUAGCAGGGGAUCUGUAUUCUGCAUAAUAUUUUUAACAUCCGUGGGGGUGUACCUUAUAAUUGGUAUAUGUUACCGCCGAAUGGUUGUUGGGGCAAAAGGCUUUGAACAAAUUCCUCAUCACAAGUUCUGGACAAGACUUGGCAAUUUACAAGCUGAUGGCUGCAAUUUAGUGUGUCGUCGUGAAGAGGAAGAAACUUGGCAACGUUUGACGAGCAAUCCUCCUAAAGACACUCAAGAUGAUCAAGAUGAUGCUUUGUUGCGACCGUGAACAGUGUGUGAAGCUUCCGUCGUAACAUUCAGCUAUUAGAUGAAGUGUUAGAGGAAUUCAAUGUUUUUGGGUGUCUGAUGUGUUGUAGGAAUUGUGAUUUCUGUACUGUUCUCCAUAGGAAUCUAGUCAGUUGCCAUUUGUGUAUAUAUCAAAGACAAGAAAAUUAAGGCUGAUUUACUGAGGCAGUGAGUUUGUGUAAAGUUUCUUAAUGUUUUAAUUAGUUGAAGAAUUCUGCGAAGAACAGGUAUGAUAUAUACAAAAAAUUUUGAUUUAGGAUGAGUGCUUGCAAAAUUGGAUGUUACAGACUAAACAGUUUUUUAGAAUGCAAAUGAGAGCUAUUAGAGUCUUGAAACAGUUCUGGUGUUGGAAAUAUGUUCUCUUCAGUGUUGCUGUCUAUCUUUUAUUCUAAAAGUAAUUCUGUUAUUGGUCAAAUUAGCAUAAUGCAAUUAUUCCAGUUCCUGAUCUGAUAUGGUGAUUUGUGAUAUAUUGAUAUAUAUUCUGUGUGGCAACAGAUCUGUAAAACAAGGAAUUGUUCAUGAAUAUGUAAUUCACUGGAAAUCUCAGGCAAUUUUUUUCUUUUAUUUCAAAGAAAAAUUUUUGAAGUAAUUAAAAUGCGCCCUUAUCCUUUAAGCAGUGAUUGGGAAAAGGCUUAUGCUUGAAAAUGCUGUUCUCAAAAAAUAGCUUUCAAAAAUUUGUUUUUCAAAUAAUUUAUCAUGUUUGAUUCAUGUCAAAAGUAGCUUGUAAAAAGUGCAUUGCCCAUUGUUGUUCUCAUGCAUACUGAUGUAAGCGCACAUAAUGGCUGCCUUCUUACAAAGCCAGUUGGCAGCCCCUCCAGUAAGUGGUAGGGCACUUCACACAGCCACUGAGCAUGGAGAAGAAAAGAUUUGCAAAUCACCUCUCGGGGCACCAGCAGGCAGUCAACGUCUAACCAGCUAAGCUCAGUGGCAGGUCAAAAUGGCCUAGUGUGAACGCUGCCAAAGAAAACUGUUGCUUCCAGUGGUGUGCUGCCAAUGUCAGGAGUAUGCCACCAACCACUACAGCAACACCACUGCUCUGUUCAUGUGAAUACCUCUGUUAAAGCCAGUGUUUUAGCUGCAGACGUGCCACUUGGAAGCGCUGCCAAAUGACCUUUUGUAAAUAGUUGCCUAAAGGACCGUUCACUGAAAGCAAACUGUCUGCUCAUACAGAGAGUGCUGUUCAUGGACUGUCUGCCAUGAACCCAUAAAUUACAUCAUUCUAUAUAGUCUAACGGGGUGACCUACCAUGACAGAACAGACUAGUUUAUGGCAGACUGCACACAUUGUCAAUUUUUUGUGUGGGUUUAUGGUGGUAUUAGUUAGUAAACUUCAUUGAUAUUUUCAGUUUCAUGAGAUAACACAAAAACAUUUCUUCAAACAUUUCUGUGGGCAUUGGAAAAUACAUGAGUCUUGGAAAUAAUUAUUUUUUCACAUAGUACAUGAAAUUUACCAAACCCCUCUUCUCUCUUCUCCUCUUUGAUUUGUUCUUUGCCCCAAGUCUUUUUCCUCCUUCAUAUAACAGAAUGUACUGAUGUUAGUGACUCUUUUAAAAUGUUUGAAUUAAAAAAUGCAACGAUAUGUAGUUGGCCUCAACUAGUCUGUUUUCAAAUUCCAUACGUUCUGCUCACAAAUUUAUGGUGGGAUGAGGGCAUCCCCUCCUGCUCUCUGUUUGGCAGAUCCUUACAAGGGUUUGAAACAGAUUGGGGGGAAAGAAGUAUUUUUAUUUUAAAAUUUCAAUCAGAUUUAUUAGGUCAAUUACAUUUGAAUUAAAAAAGUAUUAUUUGGAUGCUUAAUUUAUCAUAUUGAUCAAUAGUGUGUGGACUCGUAUGUAAUUACAUGUUGUUAUACAUUUAGCCCAUUCGACUGGUUUCAACUCCAUUUUGGAAUCCUGAACAAAAUUACUAAUGCUAGUGUCGUCUAGUGUGGCUUUGCAUAAUGUUCACCAACAUGGCCCUUAAAAAUUCUUCGAAUUUAAAGGAAAUAUUGAAAAUCGAGGGAAUUAAAGAUGUACAAUUACAUCAAAGGACUGGCUGCAUAAUGUUUUCAGCUGUGCUAUUUUUCUACCGGCAUGCCUGUGUGUGGCCCGCGUGUCUUCUAAAAAAUAAGUGAUGUUCUUCAGUGUCGGGUCUCGAACGGGAUUUUGUCUCUGAUCCAUUGAGCAAUUGCUGAGAUGACACCUUGUUUUGCUUCUGGGCAUAAAUGUAGCUUCAUUAUGAGCACAUUUUGUUGAACUCACCUUUUGCCAGUGGUGGUAGCAGUAGAGCAGUUGUGUGUUACUAUUGUGGUUGCAAUAAAGAACACAGUUUGUUUACUGCUGUGACUAAUGUUCUACAACUUGGGAGCAAAAAUAACAAGUUUUCAAAACUUGAUAACUUUUCUUUUUCUAAAACUUGUAUUGGUCAUUCAAGUAUUUACAAUUAAAACGGGAAGUGAUUCUGGUGCUCAAGAAAACGUGUGCAGAUGGUACUUCUGCUCCAUACUUCAUUCAGUUUUGACUGUUCUAUGGCUAAAUAAAUAAAAAGUAAUGUUGAGAGCGUAGGCUGCUUCGGCCGGAGUUAGUAGCUCCUUGGCUGUCCGUGCGAUGCGUCCCAAGGACAGGUGCCAACGUUUCAGCCGCCUUUGAAAUGAAAAUGCAUUUUUGCCCCGAGGAAGGCCACAGAACAGCGGUUGGGAUGUUGGCACCUGUGCGUAUACUUUGUUUUAAAAUGAGGGUGUGUUAAUGUAAAUCUGUUAUGGUGUCAUUGAAUCGGGAGGCUGAACAUCACCAUAGUGAUGCCAAUGUAUAGUGAUGUUUAAGCUCUCGUUUGGAUGUCACACUUGGAUGUUUGUGCUGAUGAACUGUCAAAGGACCCUAUAAAUAAAAUGAAGUGUAGGACGCGGUGACUCCCAGGCAACCAAGUAGCUAAAAGUAAUGUUGGUAGCGUUUCUAGUGAGCUGGUCCAAGAGUGGAGUGGGCGAAUGCAGAAUUAUUGCGUUUUUCUUUUGCUGAUAAUAUUCAAUUUCAGAUUUGCGUUUUUCUCAUUUAGAGAUUUUUUCCCUUCAGUCCCCUGGAAAAUCAAUAAGUGAAGUUUUACUGUCCAUAUUUUUUGCCUUUCUAUGUUCAGUUCUCAGAAUCAUGAGCUUCGCAAUUGGGGCAAUCAUAACAGAAUAUUAAAAUAUUUUGUGUCAUAUUUGUACAUAGUGUGUACUAUAUUAUAUAUGUAAUACAUUUUGUAAAACAUUUUUUUUUUUAUUCUACCAAUUGUUUUGAUAUUUAGUUUAUAAAAUAGUUUUAAUGAAUUUCCAAAAAUUAUAUUUAUUUAAACAAUUUGCAUAUUUUUCUUGCACAUAUUCAGAAUUUUGUGCAGAUUAAGUGAGGUACCCCAUGUGGAAACGUGCACAGAUGCACACACACACUGAGUUAAUCUGUCUGCACGGCAUGUAUGUUGUAUGAGCGCUAAGUAUAUUAACAUUAGGCGUGGAAGGUAUUAUUCAUUUCUUGAUUUUUAAUCCUAAUUGAUGCGAAAUAUUUUUUGUCGCUGACAUGUAGUUCUAUGAUGACAAUGCUACAGUUAUUUAUUGAGUACCCAUGUUUGUAUGAUGGCUAUCAUUGCUCUCUAUGAUAGACUCUGAAAGAUAUUUAAUCCAGUAGGACAAGCUUUCUUUAUUUUUAAAAUUGGUUUAAUAUAUAUUUUAUUAAUGUAAUUUCAAAUUGUGUAAAUUUAUUUUAUUUGCUUGUAAAUUUUCUGUAAAUUAGAGUGUAUUUUGCAUAUUACAUAUUAUAUCGCUUUUGACAUUUUUUUUACAUAACUCUUUUAUCAUUUUCAUUGUAUAUUUAUGUUUGUAGAAUAUAUUAUUACAUGUUUUUCCAAACUCUAUUGAUCAAACACAGAUACUUAUUAAUAUUAUUAAGAAUUUUUACAGCAUUUAAUA
Messenger RNA from Gryllus bimaculatus (two-spotted cricket), 4941 nucleotides. The record is from the annotation of a GenBank genome assembly. NCBI's taxonomy places the organism in Eukaryota, Metazoa, Arthropoda, Insecta, Orthoptera, Gryllidae.